AAUUCAAAAAACUGAGGGGCAAAGAAUUCAGAAUUCGAUUACAGUAAUUGACUGUUGACAGUCUACGAUUCAGGGUUUAACUACAUCAUGCCGAAAAGCCUGGAAAAGACGCGCAAGCAGAUCUCCAAGAAGAAAAGCGAUAUUACAGCUCUGCAUGAGAAUUCACGAGACUCGCAGCGCCUGCGCAGAGCGCAGAUGAGAGACGACAAACUGGUUCGAGUCGCAGCAGCACGAAGAAAGAUUGAUCAGCCUUUGAUUGAGCGAGCAGCGUACUUUCAAGAGGCUGCCCGAAAGAAUGGUGGACUUCCCCUGGAUCUGGAUGCUAUUCACACACUUAUAAAGACAUUUGUCCACAAGCAUGACGAGGAAUUCAAUGCUCUGAAGAAGGAGCGUCGUCCAGGAAGGCCUGCAAGCACAAGGGAGGACCUUUUGAGGAUCAAAAUAGCAGCAGACGAGAAGGAAUAUGAGAAUGGAUUCUAUCUGCCCGACCUCACAGACGCAACCAAUGUAGUAUUCUUGGACAGAUGGGAUGGUGCAUGGUCAUAUUUGUCGACGUUAAAAUGGGUCCGGAUCUCGAGUGGUGGACAGAUACAAGCCUCCAGAUUUCCCCCUAAAGGAAAAUCAUGACGGGCAGGUCUAUUGCUGGCGUUUAGAGGAUAUCAUAAGGCGUUCAGAGAUACCAAAAGAGCUUCAUAGACGGAAUACUGAUUUUUGGAGAGGCGGCAGCUAAAUGUGGCUAGAGGCGAAACCACUUCUUUCAUUCCAAAAGCCUUUCUUCCGUCAUCAUUAGGAGUAGUACGUCCUGUACAUCAGAGUGUGCCUACCUUACUCAUGUAGAUCUCUGUAUUCUGCUCC
This is a messenger RNA of Amorphotheca resinae ATCC 22711, 855 nucleotides long. RefSeq lists its product as hypothetical. The record is from RefSeq and is a predicted model, not a curated record. Lineage: Eukaryota; Fungi; Ascomycota; Leotiomycetes; Helotiales; Amorphothecaceae. Gene Ontology annotation, cellular component: nucleus. The coding region runs from base 88 to 627 and encodes 179 amino acids. The transcript has 4 exons.